GUCUUAUUGCGAGGUUUGGCCUGUCUCCGAUUCCGUAGGCCGGAGUCGGGGGCGCCUGAGCUAGUGUUUCCGGGCCGCGGCCGGGGCGGUCUCCGCGGCGUUGCAAGUGGGACCACAGCCCCGAGGCUUCAGCCUGGGCAGCAUGGCCCUGUUCCGGUCGGGCCUCCUGGUGCUGACGACGCCGCUGGCCUCCCUGGCCCCUCGUCUGGCCCCCAUCCUGACGUCAGCGGCCCGGCUGGUGAAUCACACGCUGUAUGUACACCUGCAGCCGGGCAUGAGCCUGGAGGGCCCGGCCCAGCCCCAGUCCAGCCCCGUGCAGGCCACGUUUGAGGUUCUUGAUUUCAUCACGCACUUCUAUGCCGGCGCCGACGUCCACAGACACUUGGACGUCAGAAUCCUGCUGACCAACAUCCGUACCAAGUGCACGUUUCUCCCUCCCCUGCCCAGCUCAGUCCAGAACCUGGCGCACCCACCGGAAGUGGUGCUCACUGACUUCCAGACCCUGGAUGGAAGCCAGUACAACCCGGUCAAGCAACAGCUAGAACGCUACGCCACCAGCUGCUACAGCUGUUGUCCCCAGCUAGUCUCAGUGCUGCUGUACCCUGAUUAUGGGACUGGAGACUUGCCUGUGGAGCCCCUGGAUGUCCCCUUACCCUCCACCAUCAGGCCAGCCUCCCCCGUAGCCAGGUCUCCAAAGCAGCCUGUUCGUGGCUACCACCGUGGGGCUGUGGGUGGCACAUUUGACCGCCUGCACAAUGCCCACAAGGUGUUGCUCAGUGUCGCGUGCAUCCUGGCUCAGGAGCAGCUUGUGGUGGGAGUAGCAGACAAAGAUCUGUUGAAGAGCAAGUUGCUCCCUGAGCUGCUCCAACCUUAUGCAGAGCGCGUGGAACAUCUGAGUGAGUUCCUGGUGGACAUCAAGCCCUCAUUGACCUUUGAUGUCGUCCCCCUGCUGGACCCCUAUGGGCCGGCUGGCUCUGACCCCUCCCUGGAGUUCCUGGUGGUCAGCGAGGAGACCUAUCGUGGGGGGAUGGCCGUCAACCGCUUCCGCCUUGAGAAUAACCUGGAAGAGCUCGCCCUGUACCAGAUCCAACUGCUGAAGGACCUGGACCACAAAGAGAAUGAAGAGGACAAAGUCAGCUCCUCCAGCCUCCGCCAGCGCAUGCUCGGACUCCUGCUUCGGCCUCCACAUAAGAGGCCAGAGCUCCCCCCGGGUCUCUACGUGAUUGGGCUGACUGGCAUCAGUGGCUCUGGGAAGAGCUCAAUAGCUCAGCGGCUGAAGGGCCUGGGGGCAUUUGUCAUUGACAGUGACCAACUGGGCCAUCGGGCCUACGCCCCGGGUGGCCCGGCCUACCAGCCCGUGGUGGAGGCCUUUGGAACAGAUAUUCUCCACAAAGAUGGGAUUAUCAACAGGAAGGUCCUGGGCAGCCGGGUGUUCGGGAACAAGAAGCAACUGAAGAUGCUCACGGACAUCAUGUGGCCAGUUAUUGCAAAGCUCGCCCAAGAGGAGAUGGCUGUGGCUGUGGCUGAGGGAAAGCAGGUGUGCGUGAUUGAUGCCGCCAUGCUGCUGGAAGCCGGCUGGCAGGACAUGGUACAUGAGGUGUGGACCGUUGUCAUCCCUGAGACUGAGGCAGUGCGACGCAUCGUGGAGAGAGAUGGCCUGAGUGAAGCUGCUGCGCAGAGCCGGCUGCAGAGCCAGAUGAGCGGGCAGCAGCUUGUGGACCAGAGCCACGUGGUGCUGAGCACCCUGUGGGAGCCGCACAUCACCCAGCUCCAGGUGGAGAAAGCCUGGGCUCUCCUGCAGAAGCGUAUUCCCAAGACUUCAGGCCCGUGACCGACAGCGAGUUCUCUGUGGGGCUGGACUGGCCCUUGGAGCUGACGAGGUCCAGCAGUGAGAGGAGUGGGGGCCUCAAUGCUCACCCUGGGUCAGACCUAGGCCACCAGGCUGGGCCUGGUGGACACAGGAAGUCUACUCAGCAUGCUGAUAUUUGACCAACGCUGAGGAUGUGGCUUUCAGGCGAGCAGGCACCUCUGGGGUUCCAUCCACUUUUGCCCACAGGUGUCUGUGGUACCCACAGUUGACUGGGUUCAGACCAAACAUUGGAACUUACGAUUAAAGGUCAAAGUUCCUGGCU
Molecule: messenger RNA, 2132 nt
Organism: Tupaia belangeri chinensis (Chinese tree shrew)
Lineage: Eukaryota; Metazoa; Chordata; Mammalia; Scandentia; Tupaiidae
Gene: COASY
Product: Coenzyme A synthase
Exons: 10
Coding region: 143-1831 (562 amino acids)
Biological process (GO): coenzyme A biosynthetic process
Molecular function (GO): ATP binding; pantetheine-phosphate adenylyltransferase activity; dephospho-CoA kinase activity
Source: RefSeq, a predicted model, not a curated record